Messenger RNA from Symbiodinium sp. CCMP2456, 1194 nucleotides. NCBI's taxonomy places the organism in Eukaryota, Dinophyceae, Suessiales, Symbiodiniaceae. The record is from the annotation of a GenBank genome assembly.
AUGGCCGCACAUGCAAGCAAUGGUGCACCGCAGCCGCAGAACUUUGUCAACGGAUGGCCACAUCCGGGGCUUCUCAGCGGAGCUGCUCUGCGGGAGGAUCUGGCCGAGAGCUUUCGCCGAGGAGUGAACAUGUCUGUCCAAGAGCAUUCGCUGAACUACGGGAACCCCGCGACCGGCUCCUACAUGCUGGGGCAUCCCAAGUUUCUCCAGGCCAUGGCGACUUUCCUCAAGGCUCAGUACCAUGAGCCCGUUGAUCCAAAAUCGUUGAUGUCUACGGUGGGUGCAUCCAUGGGCACCGACUUGUGCUUUCGUGCCUACGGCAAGGCAGGCGACAUCUGCGUCUUUGAGGAGCCCGGCUAUUUUUUGUCCUUCCAGAUGGCCCGGGAUCAAGGCUUGGAGCUGAAAGGUGUGCCCAUGUACGAGGAUGGCAUGGACCUGGAUGCGCUCGAGCAAGUGUGCAAGGAGUCGAUGGGGAAGGUAAAGCUUGUGUACACGGUGCCCGUGCAUCACAACCCAACAGGCUACAUCACAUCCAAUGAGAAGCGUGUCAGACUAUUGCAGCUUGCCAGGGACUACCAGUUCUUCGUGGUGGCGGAUGAGACGUACCAGCUGCUCAACUUUCAGCCAACUGAGGUGAAGCCGCUCUUCUACCACGACGAUCCUGAUGAUCCGCGGGUGUUUUCCAUCGGAACUUUCUCCAAGCUCAUUGGCCCUGGCAUCAAAGUCGGCUGGGUUCAGGCCCACCCGAAGCUGCUGCAGCCCCUUGCCGGCCUCGGCUUCAUUCGCAGCGGGAACAACCCUGUGAUCUUCUCGUCCAUGAAUCUGCUGCACUUCGUCGAGUCUGGCGCUCUGGCAAGGCACAUCGAAGUGGUCUCGAAAGACCUGGGCGAGAGGUGCCAACUCAUCUGCCGGAAGCUUCGUGAAGUUGGUCUCGAGGUUCACGAGCCCAAGGGCGGCUACUCUGUCUGGGUCAAGUCCAAGGGCAAGAUGACGGGACGAGGUGGUCAGGACAUGGCCGUGAAGGGUGACAAGUUCCACGACUACAUGCGCCUCUGCUACGGCUUUGGCCCCGGCUCCGAGCAUCACCGAGCCAAGCGACUUCUUGUCCUGGCGCAUUUGAACGCAGGCUGGCUUUCGCCGGAGCAGCUGGAGGAGGGUAUCGAGUGCGCACAGCAAGAUGCACCGCUUCGCUAA